Molecule: messenger RNA, 1209 nt
Organism: Cladophialophora psammophila CBS 110553
Lineage: Eukaryota; Fungi; Ascomycota; Eurotiomycetes; Chaetothyriales; Herpotrichiellaceae
Exons: 3
Coding region: 1-1209 (402 amino acids)
Molecular function (GO): FAD binding
Source: RefSeq, a predicted model, not a curated record
AUGGCGACCCUGGAACCAGCAACCAAGGUCCUCAUAGUCGGCUCUGGACUAUCAGGCGUUGCGUUGGCACAGAUACUCCGCAAUGGAAAUGUGCAAUUUGAAAUAUUUGAACGCGACGAUGGCACUCGGUCCCAGGGUUGGACGAUAGGCUUGGACGAAUGUCUAGAAGGUCUCUACCGACUUCUUCCAACAGAUCUACCUGAACUGGCUAGCAGCAGCCCAAACUUCCAUCGCAAAGACACGAUGGAUUGUUUCACCAUCAUGGAUGGGCCGAGCCACCAAAUUCUAGGACUUACAAAAACAAAGCACGAGGGUGAAAAUUUGCCCAUUCUAUUCGUGAACCGUCUCAAGUUCCGCGAAGUGCUCAAAACUCACCUCAACGUGCAAUAUUCCAAACAAUUUGUGCGUUAUGAGGAAGAUCAUGACGGGGUGACUGCAUACUUCAAAGAUGGCACCAGCGCCCGCGGUCAUAUCUUGGUUGGUGCAGAUGGAUCAAACUCCCCAGUGCGCGCUCAGUUUCUCCAGGGAUUCAAGCCAGAUUCCAGUCCUUUCCUCACAGCCCUGGGUAGAGUUGUCCUCUCCAAGGACCUUUAUGAACCUUUGCUCGAACACUCAGCGAACGGUAUCCUCGCUGGUGGACCCGAUCAAAAGACAUACUGUCUCCUGAUGGAGUAUUUGGACAAUGAUACUGCUAUCUUCAAUUGGACAGUGUCCUGGCGGUCCAGCAACUUGGAGGAAGAUUAUGCCAAAACAGUUGAGGCUGGUCCAGCAGCUCAAUUGGAGAUGGCAAGGCAACGUAUGAAAGACUGGCCUCCAGCCAUGGUCAACGCCUUAGCACAGUGUGAACCGUCCGAUCUACAGUGGCCGCCAGUGAGACUUAUGGAGACUGUACUUCCACCUCGAAACCUGCCGAGAGGCCGUGUCACUUUGAUUGGCGAUGCCGCUCAUUCAAUGGUGCCUUUUAGAGGAAUGGGAGCCAACACUGCUCUUCUUGACGCGUGCGACCUCGGAGAGGGUUUGAUCAAAGGCAUUCAAGAAAAGGAAGACCUUCAAUGGGUUCUUCAACUCUACGAACAGAUCAUGAUCCCCCGUGGUCGUAACAAAGUUCUGGAAUCUAGAGCUACAGCCGACUCUGAUGAUGCCCGAGAGAUAGCUGGCGGUCGGAUAGAUGAAGCACAGGCGUCGUCCCAUCCCAUACCAUUGCGUUAG